AUGCGCGCAGUCACAGUCUUGACCGUGGUGGUCUGCUGCCUCAUUGGCCUCGGUCAUGCGCGUCCAAUGCAGCAAGCGCCACACACCCUGAGGAUGAUCAAGCCAAGGACAUCAUCGGUUGUGGUCGAUAUUCCUCCUGAAAUCUAUGAUCCCCUACCCCCGGCCAAGACUCGUCCCGUCAAGGGUUACGACUGGGUUCUAAGCAAUGAACACGUUCUCAUUACCACUCAAAUCAAGAGAUGGGGCAAGGACAUCAUGUUGGGACUCCAUCUUAGGCCGCUGGCUCCGGAGGCGCAAAAAUUGGCUCUCACUUACCCCACUGCGCUCCUGGCUGGACGCGAGCUGGCAUAG
Messenger RNA from Puccinia graminis f. sp. tritici CRL 75-36-700-3, 351 nucleotides. RefSeq lists its product as uncharacterized. The transcript has 2 exons. NCBI's taxonomy places the organism in Eukaryota, Fungi, Basidiomycota, Pucciniomycetes, Pucciniales, Pucciniaceae. The record is from RefSeq and is a predicted model, not a curated record. Bases 1 to 351 code for a protein of 116 amino acids.